UAGGACUCUCGCUGGUUUAGUCGUCGGUUAGUCAGUGAGCACAAUGCUUCGGCCGCUGUUAGUCGCGUUGAUUCUUGCGGGUGGUUUGAUUCGCGACGCGCAAUCAAGACACCAUCAUCUGCAUCAUCAUGAGCACAAUCCGCAUGCGGAGGAAGUGAUCAUUAACGUGCCACCUCCACCAGCAGCAGAAACAACAGCGGUUGAUGUUGAUAUUGAUCGAAAUACUGUCGUGGAUGCUGCUACCGGUAUUGUUUACAAUCCGUAUAGUAAACAUCAUCCAGGUCGCCAUGUUUGCUCCAACCAUAAGAAUGUAACACAACCAGUAAAAACGCGCCAGUCUUUCUGCAAACCCACGUACAAGAAGUACACGCAGCGCUGCGAGGACAAUCAAUUAUGCAGCGCGAUAAGGGUGGUAUACGAGACCGGUUAUCGGGACGUCGUCACCACCAAGAUCAACAAACAAGUCUUUCAUUAUUGCUGUCCCGGUUGGAAACAAGCCACAAAUAGAAGUUACGGCUGUCAUACUCCUGUGUGUUCCGAUGAAUGCCAUAACGGCGGUACGUGCACAAAACCGGAAUUUUGCACAUGUCAGCGUGGAUUUACGGGACGCACGUGCGAAGUGGACCGCGACGAGUGCAAGGAGGAGAAGCCCUGCGAUCAGAUCUGUGUCAACCAGCCGGGCAGUUAUCGCUGCGAGUGCAGGGAGAAUUACAACCUGCAGGAGGAUGGCCACUCUUGUAAACUAGACGACGAUCAAAUUGGUUUCGAGGCGAAGGAAAUGCAAUUUGAGGAGCUGGAUUCACGCAUUCACAAAAUUGAAAAUAUUUUGGAGGAAAACAAUCCAGGAGCAAUAAAAAAUAGUUUUCGAGAGUUUGAUGAUAAGUUAACAUAUUUCCAAAAGGAUUUCUCACUUUUAAAGCAAAAUAUUGUUCAAAAAGCAGAAUACAAAGAAGAUUUGACAGCGGUUAAACAAAAAUUGGAGAAAUUAGAAAAGAAAUCGAAUAAGAUUGAUGAUUUGGCUGCGCGGUAUGAUAAAAUGACGAAAGCCGUUUAUAGAUAUUAAUUUUAAGUCAUAAAAUAACAUUUUAAUCCUUCCUUU
Molecule: messenger RNA, 1099 nt
Organism: Dalotia coriaria
Lineage: Eukaryota; Metazoa; Arthropoda; Insecta; Coleoptera; Staphylinidae
Product: epidermal growth factor-like protein slowdown
Exons: 6
Coding region: 44-1063 (339 amino acids)
Biological process (GO): anatomical structure development
Cellular component (GO): cell surface; extracellular region
Molecular function (GO): calcium ion binding; signaling receptor binding
Source: RefSeq, a predicted model, not a curated record